AAAUAAAAAUCUAAUCUACUGUAGUUUUUUUUUUUCCUUCGCUUCGUCAUUUAUGAUUUCCUUGCAGAAAGGAAAUUCAUUUCUUUGCCCUUGUUUAAAUUCCUGUCCCCCAAUUUCCUUUACCAACCAUUUUGGGAAAUCCAGAAGACCUCUCUCUAUUUUUGUCUCUACGGGUUAAUAGAAGCUCAGCUAUGGCGACAGUACGAAUGAUAGACAUAGCCGUUAACUUCACAGAUAGCAUGUUCAAAGGUAUAUAUCAUGGCAAGCAAUGCCACGUACCAGAUAUUCCGGCGGUCUUGAGUAGGGCUUGGAGUGCCGGUGUUGAUCGAAUCAUCGUCACUGGCGGGUCACUUGAGGAAUCAAAGGAAGCUCUUGCCAUUGCAGAAACAGAUGCAAGGCUUUUCUGCACGGUUGGUGUGCAUCCUACUAGAUGCAAAGAAUUUGAAGAGGGUGGGGAUCCAGAAAAGCAUUUUCAGGCACUUUUGUCAUUGGCUAAAGAGGGAAUUGAGAAGGGAAAGGUAGUGGCAAUUGGUGAAUGUGGAUUGGAUUAUGACAGGCUUCAGUUUUGCCCAUCUGAGAUUCAAAAGAAGUAUUUUGAGAAGCAGUUUGAAUUAGCUUAUUCCACAAAGCUUCCUAUGUUUCUGCAUAUGCGGGCAGCUGCUGAAGAUUUCUGUGACAUUAUCAAACAAAAUAAAGACAGGUUCUGUGCUGGGGUUGCCCAUUCAUUUACUGGGAGUGCAGAAGAUUGUGAAAAACUGCUUUCAUUCAGUAAUCUUUUCAUAGGUGUUAACGGUUGCUCCCUGAAGACUCUUGAAAAUCUUGAUGUUGUAAAGGGCAUUCCAAUUGAGAGAAUGAUGAUUGAGACUGAUUCUCCAUAUUGCGAAAUCAAAAACACUCAUGCAGGGGUUAAUUUUGUGAAAUCUAUGUGGCCUUCUAAGAAGAAAGAAAAGUAUGAUCAAAAUUGCACUGUUAAGGGUCGCAAUGAACCUUGUUUAGUUAGGCAAGUUCUUGAGGUGGUUGCUGGCUGUAAAGGUAUCACUGACAUAGAUCAACUGAGCAAGACCUUGUACCGGAAUACCUGCAGGGUUUUCUUUCCUCAUGACUUGGAUACUGCGGCAGAUGCUCUUCUUGCCGGUGAUCGAGAUACUAAGUGAACAAAAACUAGUGACUUUGAGGAAUCAGUUUUUUUUUUCCCCUUUCUCAAGGAAGCAUGAGUUAACAGUUCUACUAUUUUAAAAGUGCUAUGUGGCAUUGCAACUGAAUUAUUUCCUUGGGUGAAUAAACAAGAGAAUUGGAUGUACUUUCCGCAAUGUAAACUGAAUACUCUGUAUGAGAUACUGCCAGUUCUGGAAAUUGAUAUUGGUUUUUUUCAGAAGAAUUUUGGAAUAAAGAUUAUAUAAUGAACUUCUGCAGAUGAUGUGUAAUUCAUAGUAGCAGCAUCAGUGAAUCACAAAUUCAAGCUUGAUAGAGGGUUUUCUCUUUA
Messenger RNA from Cornus florida, 1483 nucleotides. RefSeq lists its product as uncharacterized. Gene Ontology annotation, molecular function: 3'-5'-DNA exonuclease activity. The coding region runs from base 192 to 1154 and encodes 320 amino acids. NCBI's taxonomy places the organism in Eukaryota, Viridiplantae, Streptophyta, Magnoliopsida, Cornales, Cornaceae. Gene Ontology annotation, cellular component: cytosol. The record is from RefSeq and is a predicted model, not a curated record. The transcript has 12 exons.